AUGGACUUUGACGACGAACUCAUCGCCAAACUCCAUCAACCCUCUGCCCGCACACCCACUCCACCGCCCUCAGCCCUCCCUGCCACUACAACAACAUCAACACCGUCCCACCAAACCCCCACAACAACCACCACCCCUUCCCACACUCGCCCCUCAACAACCAUCAAAGACGCCGAGACCUACUACAUCAAACCCAUCCCCUCAGGCCUCCGCGGUUCCUCACUCACCCAUCUACUCUCCCUCUGCCACAACCACACCCUCCACAACGGCUUCGACGUGGUAAAAAAAGCAGGCGUGAAACCCACCUCCCAGAAAGCCGGUCGCAAAACAAUCCUGCCCAAUGCCGCAUACUACAAAUGGCACAUCGCCUGCGUGCUCGGCGGCAAACCAAAAAACACGCGCCACCUCACCGACGAACAGCGCAAACGCGACAAGAGCAGCCUGAAGCAAGGCUGCAGCUCUCGCGUCUGGGCUUGGGCGGUGGAAAAGGAAAACCCGGAUGGUGCGUGGGAGAUUCGCUGGGGAGACACCGAUCCGGCGAUUCACAACCAUCCGCCUGUUGAUGUGAGGACGUUGCCGAAUCAUCGUAGGCGAGCGAGAGAGGUGGAGGGUGUGCAGGUGGCGAUCAGAGAGUGUGCGGAGCGAGGGAUGAAGAGGAAGGAGGCGUUGAUGAGGUUGAGAGCGUUGUUCCCAGAGGGAUUGUUCAGUGAUAAGGAUGUCGCUAAUGAGUUGCAGAAGUUUAGGGUUGGUGGUGGGGGUGAGGGACAGGAUUUGGACGUCGGGGUGCAAGAGGUCGAUGGGGGCCAAGAGGAGGAGGUGAUGGUGGAUGUUGGUGAUGAUGGAGAUGAGGGCGAUGAGGUAGAGGCGCAGUUGCAGGUGCAGUUGCAGAACCAGACGAGAUCGGUGCAAGGGGAUCAGCAUCACCAGCAGCUUUUGCAACAACAGCAGAUGCUCCAACAACCUCGGGAAAUCCAUCAACAAGCUCUGCAGCAAAAUCAGCAAAAUUUGCAGCAGACUCAGCAGCAGCAUCCGCACCUCUUUGCUCCAGGUGUUCCUGCUUAUUGGUAG
Molecule: messenger RNA, 1068 nt
Organism: Aureobasidium namibiae CBS 147.97
Lineage: Eukaryota; Fungi; Ascomycota; Dothideomycetes; Dothideales; Saccotheciaceae
Exons: 1
Coding region: 1-1068 (355 amino acids)
Source: RefSeq, a predicted model, not a curated record